AUGGCGGGCGUGGGCGAGGGCCCGCUGGGAACCAAGCUGCACAGCAGCGCCACCAAAGUGUCCUACCCUCGCCCCACGCGCGUCAAAAACAAGGCGCCGGCGCCCACGCAGAUCACCGCCGAGCAGAUCGUGCGCGAGGCUAAGGAGCGCCAGGAGGAGACCUUCCGCGCGCCCAAGCAGAAGAUCACGGACGCCGAGGAGCUCGCCGAGUACCGCCUCAAGAAGCGCAAGGAGUUUGAAGAUCUCAUCCGCCGCGUCUACUGGAACGAAUCCGUGUGGGUCAAGUACGCGAAAUGGGAGGAGACGCAGAAGGACUUCGCCCGAGCGCGGUCCGUGUGGGAGCGCGCCCUGGACCACAACUACAGGUCCCAAAGCCUGUGGCUCAAGUACGCCGAGAUGGAGAUGUCGCACAAAUUCGUCAACCACGCGAGAAACGUGUGGGACAGAGCCGUCAAUCUCCUCCCUCGUGUCGACCAGUUCUGGUACAAGUACAUACACAUGGAGGAGAUGAUGGGCCAGGUUGCGAACGCGAGGGCCAUAUUCGAGCGGUGGAUGGAGUGGGAGCCCGACCACAACGGCUGGAACGCGUACAUAAAGAUGGAGACUCGGUACAAGGAGUGGGGUAGGAUCCGGCACAUCUACGAGCGGUACGUGCAGUGCCACCCCAGCGUCAAGGCGUGGGUGCGGUGGGCCAAGUUCGAGAUGUCCCUCGGGGAUGUCGCCCGGUGCAGGGCGGUGUACGAGGACGCCGUGGAGACGAUGGAGCGCGAGGUGGACGUCGAUCAGCUCUACGUCAAGUUUGCGCAGUUUGAGGAGCUCGUCAAGGAGCCGGAGCGCGCCCGCGCCAUCUACAAAUACGCGCUGGAUAACUUACCCAAGGAGAAGGCGCAGGAGGUGUACAAGGCGUUUACCACGUUCGAGAAGCAGUACGGCGACCGCGGGGCCAUCGAGGACGUCAUCGUGGGGAAGCAGAGGGUCAAGUACGAGGAGGAGGUUCGAGCCAACCCGACGUCUUACGAUUCGUGGUUCGACUACACCCGCAUGGAGGAACAGCACGGGGACAUCGAGAAGGCGAGGGAGGUUUACGAGCGGGCGAUCGCGAACGUCCCGCCGCAGAACGAGAAGCGGUACUGGAAGCGGUACAUAUUCCUCUGGAUCAAUUACGCCCUCUUUGAGGAGAUUGACGCGCAGGAUCCGGAGCGAACGCGAGAGGUGUACCGCGAGUGCCUGAAGCUGAUACCCCACAAGUCGUUCUCGUUCAGCAAGGUUUGGAUCAUGGCGUCGCAGUUUGAGAUUCGGCAGAAACGUCUGGACGCGGCGAGAAAGAUCCUCGGGAUGGCCAUCGGGAUGCACCCGAAGGAGAAGAUCUUCAAGACGUACAUCGACAUGGAGAUGCAGCUGGGGAACAUCGACCGAUGCCGCACCCUGUACGAGAAGGCUCUCGAGCUCAACCCGUUCAACUGCUCCUCCUGGGUCAAGUUCGCGGAGCUGGAGAAGUCGCUCGCGGAGACGGAGCGCGCGCGAGCCAUCUUCGAGAUUGCCGUCGGCAUGGACCAGCUCGACCAGCCCGAGAUUCUGUGGAAGGCGUACAUCGACUUCGAGACGGAGGAGGGCGAACGGGGACGGUGCAGGGCGCUUUACGAGCGCCUCCUCGAGCGCACGCAGCACGUCAAGGUGUGGAUAUCCUUCGCGCAAUCGCUGAAGGAGAAUCAGCCGGACGCGAAGGAGGAGCGGGUGAUGCUGCUCGAGGCGUGGCGCGCGUUCGAGGAGGGCGUCGGCGGCGGGGAUGAUCGCGUGGCGGGGGUGGAGAAGAAGAUGCCGCGUCGCGUGAAGCGCAAGCGGCCGAUAUACACGGAGGACGGGACGCCCGCGGGGCAGGAGGAGUACUACGAUUACAUCUUCCCGGAGGAGCAGGGCGCGGCGCCCAACCUCAAGAUCCUGGAGGCUGCGUACAAGUGGAAGCGCCAGAAGACCACUGGCGACGAGUAA
This is a messenger RNA of Micromonas commoda, 1989 nucleotides long. RefSeq lists its product with no specific name. Lineage: Eukaryota; Viridiplantae; Chlorophyta; Mamiellophyceae; Mamiellales; Mamiellaceae. The transcript has 3 exons. Gene Ontology annotation, biological process: spliceosomal complex assembly; mRNA splicing, via spliceosome. The coding region runs from base 1 to 1989 and encodes 662 amino acids. Gene Ontology annotation, molecular function: protein binding. The record is from RefSeq and is a predicted model, not a curated record. Gene Ontology annotation, cellular component: post-mRNA release spliceosomal complex; Prp19 complex; precatalytic spliceosome.